Molecule: messenger RNA, 2687 nt
Organism: Girardinichthys multiradiatus
Lineage: Eukaryota; Metazoa; Chordata; Actinopteri; Cyprinodontiformes; Goodeidae
Gene: chst2b
Product: carbohydrate (N-acetylglucosamine-6-O) sulfotransferase 2b
Exons: 1
Coding region: 578-1975 (465 amino acids)
Biological process (GO): carbohydrate metabolic process; N-acetylglucosamine metabolic process; sulfur compound metabolic process
Cellular component (GO): Golgi membrane
Molecular function (GO): N-acetylglucosamine 6-O-sulfotransferase activity
Source: RefSeq, a predicted model, not a curated record
CGGGGCCUUAGAGGGCGGGGCUCUGCGCCUGCAUUCUGAUUGAAUCUGUUCAGUUUGUGGUAGUUAGACUAGCAGUGAAGGUUGUUGUGGGGGAUCUGUUAAAGCUGUGACUGCGCAUACAGGCUGCACGCCGUUUAAUUGCAUCCAGAUGAUUUAAGCCCCCUGCGCUAGACUCUUUUCUGUUUUGUUGCAGGGUGAGUGUGUGUGGAUCUCGCCAAACUGUGCUUGCAGAGAUGCUUCAGACGAUAUCUGCGCAGAGAUGCCCCCGCUGAACAUGAGCAAACAGGGCGUCUGUUACAAUGAAGACGACGGCAGCGGCUUCUUUCUUUCUUUCUUGUUGCAGCGCUCGGUAUGAGCAACCUAAGCCUCUCCGUCAUCAUCACCAUCCACCAAGGCUCCUAUGAGGAACAUUGCGCAGUGUAGUGAGCACCGUUUUUCUAUUUUUUGGAAUAUAUAUUACCUAAUCAUCUGGGGGAUAAAUUCCCAGCAUUAACACUACAGAGUGCGCCUUGGUGCAUUAUUGUCAAUGUAAAGCGCUGUGUCCAGUGGUGGGAGCCACUCUCUCCAGGGGUAACAGAUGAGAGGCAAACAAUACCAUCAACCAUUGAAGUUGACAGCACCUUGGGAGAAGGAUGCAGGCUUUGGGAGAAAGCUCAGAACCUACAGGAAUCAUACCAAGAUAAUAGCACAGCCUGGGAUCGUGAUGAAAGUGCUGCGCAGGAAGAGGAUUGUGUUAGUCAUGGCCUAUUUCCUACUGCUGGUGCUCACCAUGCUCAAUUUGGCCAAUUAUAAAUGGACCAAGGAGCCCCAGCAGUGCAACCAUCAGAUGAGGAGCACCACCCAUCAGAGCAGAUCUGACAUUCGCUUUCUAUACAGGCCCUCCUUGGCUAAGAAGAGACAGCUUAUCUACGUCCUCACCACCUGGAGGUCUGGGUCCUCCUUCUUUGGUGAGCUUUUUAACCAAAAUCCGGAUGUUUUCUUCUUGUACGAGCCUAUGUGGCACAUCUGGCAGAAGCUGUACCCUGGGGAUGCUGUGUCCCUGCAGGGGGCGGCCAGAGACAUGUUGAGCUCCUUGUAUCGCUGCGAUCUGUCUGUUUUCCAACUUUACAACAGCCCUGGAGGCAAGAACUUUACCUCCUUAGGGCUAUUUGGGGCCACCCUGAACAAGGUGGUGUGCUCCUACCCCCUGUGCUCAGCCUACAGGAAAGAGGUAGUGGGGAUGGUGGAUGAUAAAGUGUGCAAAAAGUGCCCCCCUCAGAGCCUUAGACUGUUAGAGGAGGAGUGCCUGAAAUAUAACACUAUAGUCAUUAAAGGGGUGCGCAUUUUGGACCUAAACGUUCUCGCCCCUCUAAUGGAGGACCCAUCCUUGGAUUUGAAAGUGAUCCACUUAGUUAGAGACCCUCGGGCAGUGGCAAACUCCAGGAUUAAAUCCAGGCAUGGCCUGAUUAGGGAGAACUUACAGGUGGUCCGCAGCAGGGACCCUAAACUUCGCCGGAUACCUUUUGUGGAUCCAGGCCACAAGGCCAACAAGAAAGACGGGUCUGACUACCACUCCAUCGGAGCCAUGGAGGUGAUCUGCGACCGCACCUCCAGGACUCUGAGGACUGCCUUAAACCCUCCAGGCUGGCUGAAGGGGAAGUACAUGGCCGUGCGGUACGAGGACCUGGUGGAGAACCCCGUCAAGACCUUGAGGAACGUCUACCACUUCGCCAACCUCACCGCCAACCACGACAUCGAGUCAUUUGCGCUGAACAUGACCAGUGGCUCCAGCUCCUCCUCCAAGCCGUUCAUCGUCUCCUCCCGGAAUGCCACGCAGGCAGCCAGCGCCUGGAGAACGGUGCUCAGCAUCCAGCAGAUCAAACAGGUGGAAGACUACUGCCACCACGCCAUGUCCGUCCUAGGGUACGAGAGGGUGAGAACAGCCGGGGAGGCCAAGGAUUUGAGCAAAUCGCUGCUGACGCACUCCAAACUGUGAAGAAAAAUAAAUAAAGCAUCCUCCUCACCACCAAAGACCUUUUAAUUUAAUGUUCAUUUUCCAUGCAGUGCCGUUUCCUCCUGUUGUGGAAUUAAAGCUUUACGUUCAAGUGUUCAAGGAGAUCCGACUGCCCACAUUUGGAAUGUAUAUCUUGUUUUUGAGUUGCAGUUUGUAUUUGAAGGGGUUCACUUCUUUUAUAUGGGAACACCGGGUGUUGGACAAUGACUUAAGAUGGGGGGGCAAAAAAAGGAUAAUUUAUGUAUCUUAAAAGUUGAUGUUUUUAAGGUUAUUUUUGAAUGUUCAAAAUCUUUAAAUAAUUUUAUUUUCACGCUCCAUACGGUUUGUAAAAGUAAAACAAGAUAGUUGAUUAAAGAAAAAAGUUGUAACAGAUAAAAAAAAAAUCAUUUUUAUUUUAUAGGACCUGGUUAAAGUCAGAGACAAUCAGUAAUUUGGUUUGAUGACGUGCCAUAGUUAGAAGAAUCAUCAGAACAGUGCUAGUAAUCUCUAUAGUUUUUUUAUGUUUUCAGAGAGUCCUUGUAGGAUGAUGUCAUGCACUGUGGACAUUUAGUCUUGACCUUAGAGCAGGAGAUCAUCUCUAUGUGUCAGUGUGAGCAGUCUGUUGUUUUACCAUCUUCACAUGUUUACAAUUGCUUGCUCUUAUGGAAACACCUUAUCUGAGAAUAAUGCAUUGAGUAAAGUUCACAGUAAACGA